AUGACCAUGGAUUGAGAUUAUACUUAAAUAUUCUUCACUCUUAUUUUACUGCGGUUUAUAUAUAUUUUGAUGUAUUUUUCGAAGCAGUCGAACUGAUUAGCAGUUACACUGGUUUUCAACAAUUUCUCAACAGCGCAAUUAUUUUCUUAACAAUGGUUGGUAUGCUGAAGAAAAAAAAAAAAAUCCAAGAUAAAUUUGAUAGUAAGAUCAAAUAUCGGACUCUUACUUUCCUAAUAGUUACCGAGUCAGCCGUAUUGACCACAGUGGUUGUAUCAAUAUUUCGUGAUACACCAAAUUGUGAAAUGUAUUAUGAUACAUUAUAUCUCCCAUUUGAUUCAUCAACUAUUGGAUACUGGUCAUCCUAUGUCUUUCAAAUUACUGCUCAAGUUUUUGGGUCACUGGUAAAUGUUGCUCAUGAUACCUUAAUCCCUGGGAUGAUGCUAAAAAUUUGCGCGCAGUUGAGUAUUUUAGAGCACCGAUUAGAUUUAGUGUGUAAGGAUGUUGAUCCUUAUGACCAAAUCAACAGAACAAACAAAAUUUUUAGUAUUGUCAUGCUUUAUCAAUUUUCCAUCAGUACUAUUGUAAUAUGUAUAACAAUUUAUACACUAUAUCUCAAUGAUCCAGAAUUUUUUGCAAUGGUAGAUUAUUUUAUGUGUAUGACCGUACAAAUUUUUGACGUCUGUAUUGCCGCCAGUACCGAGUGCAAUAUUAAGAGUGUAAGCAUCGCAACAGCUGUUUAUCAGUCUAACUGGUAUAAUUUGGAUAUUGAUUCACAGAAAAGCUUGUUAUUACUCAUAAUGACUCGAAGUUCAAAACCAUUGAAAUUCAACGCUGCGUAUACUUUAUUGAAGUAUCUCUCAACUCUUUCAAUCAAGUACUAUUCUGAUGAAACUUUCUUAUUCAGCUUACAAUGUUCUGAAAUAAUAACCAUCAUCAUCAAUUAGCAUCAAUAUAUAUUCACAGUAUAAAAUACACCUGGAAAUUUUACAAUGAUGGCUUUGAUAAUAUGAUAGGCUAGAAUAAAAUAUUAGAAAUGUACAUAAAGUUUAAAUGAAUUA
Messenger RNA from Cotesia congregata, 1058 nucleotides. NCBI's taxonomy places the organism in Eukaryota, Metazoa, Arthropoda, Insecta, Hymenoptera, Braconidae. The record is from the annotation of a GenBank genome assembly.